AUGAAGAUCCCAACCUCUUUGCUCUUGGCGCUGGCCGAAUGGCCGAUGGCACUCUCACUGUCCGCAACAAUUUUAACCGUGUCGGGUGAUAUAGUCCGCCGUGACGGGAUUGACUGGCAUGUUCCAACCUGGGAUGACUUUGGGUCCUCCGAAAAUUACUGCGGCAACUUCGCCAUUAAAUCUACUACUGGCGUGGCUGAUCCCCAGCUUGACGACUGUCAAAACUUGGUCAACGGUCUCCAAAGCGAGGGAUUUAUUUUGAGCCUCAGCAACGGCUGGAAUGGCGGCGAGUGGAUAAAUAUUGUUUCAUAUGGCACUUGCAAUCUAUACAUUGAUACAGAGGGGUUUCCAGACGCCACAGCAUCGGCUACAGUCGAGGUUGGGACGAAAGACCUGAUCGAUAUUCUCCAGAACGUGAUUACCUGGGCUAUAUCUCUAUCGUCGAUAUCAGUAAAUGGGGUAGGCCUAGAUCCUAUCAGUAUCAGCGAGCCUACUUUGGCCUCCGGGUCUCUCCCCGGCACGACCGGUAACAUGAAUUGUCAAAUGUGGGAUCCUUCGGUCUCAUGGAGGGUUCAGGGCUCAUCAUAGUCACAUUGUUUUUAAGAUCGCCCGAUCCAUGCUUUACAGAGAGGUACUAGACAGAAAAUUCUCAGAGAUUGAAAAGAUUUAAAUUUUCUGACAUGGCUAUGAUCUCAAAAAUAACAAGAACACAAUAAGAUAGAGCAUACAGCAAAAUAAAAAUCAAAGAGAACACAUGUCACCAGGACAUUAGAUAUAGGCAAUAUUUAGGAAUAUCAAAUAUCAGAUUCGUG
Messenger RNA from Talaromyces proteolyticus, 812 nucleotides. RefSeq lists its product as uncharacterized. Bases 1 to 588 code for a protein of 195 amino acids. Lineage: Eukaryota; Fungi; Ascomycota; Eurotiomycetes; Eurotiales; Trichocomaceae. The transcript has 2 exons. The record is from RefSeq and is a predicted model, not a curated record.